GAAUGACCAUGGAUAAAAGUGAGCUGGUACAGAAGGCCAAACUCGCCGAGCAGGCUGAGCGCUACGAUGAUAUGGCAGCAGCCAUGAAGGCAGUCACAGAACAGGGGCAUGAACUCUCCAACGAAGAGAGGAAUCUGCUCUCUGUCGCCUACAAGAAUGUGGUAGGUGCCCGCCGCUCUUCCUGGCGCGUCAUCUCCAGCAUUGAACAGAAAACCGAGAGGAAUGAGAAGAAGCAGCAGAUGGGCAAAGAAUACCGUGAGAAGAUAGAGGCGGAACUGCAGGACAUCUGCAAUGAUGUUCUGGAGCUGUUGGACAAAUAUCUUAUUCCCAAUGCUACACAACCAGAAAGUAAGGUGUUCUACUUGAAAAUGAAAGGGGAUUAUUUUAGAUAUCUUUCUGAGGUGGCAUCUGGAGACAAUAAACAAACCACUGUGUCAAACUCCCAGCAGGCUUACCAGGAAGCAUUUGAAAUUAGCAAGAAAGAAAUGCAGCCCACACACCCAAUCCGACUUGGCCUGGCCCUAAAUUUCUCAGUCUUUUACUAUGAGAUUCUAAAUUCUCCUGAAAAGGCCUGCAGUCUGGCAAAAACGGCCUUCGAUGAGGCAAUUGCUGAAUUGGAUACACUGAAUGAGGAGUCUUACAAAGACAGCACCCUGAUCAUGCAGCUACUUAGGGACAAUCUCACUCUGUGGACGUCGGAAAACCAGGGAGACGAAGCAGACGCUGGGGAGGGAGAGAACUAAGGUCCGCCGUGCUUCGUGGUCUGCUCAGCGUCACUCUGUACCUUCCACAUGUGUCCCUUUGUGCGAU
Messenger RNA from Orycteropus afer afer, 810 nucleotides. It is a transcript of the gene YWHAB, whose product is annotated as tyrosine 3-monooxygenase/tryptophan 5-monooxygenase activation protein beta. NCBI's taxonomy places the organism in Eukaryota, Metazoa, Chordata, Mammalia, Tubulidentata, Orycteropodidae. The record is from RefSeq and is a predicted model, not a curated record. Gene Ontology annotation, cellular component: cytoplasm. Gene Ontology annotation, biological process: signal transduction.